AUGGGUGACUUUGGUGGUCAUAUGAUUCCGGGCCUCGCUGUCUUCAUCUUCGGGAUCUACCAAGGAGUGCUGACAUCGCUGGCACUGCUCAGGGACCAGUUUUGCCCAGACCUUCCCAGGAGCCAAAACAGACGGGGCUGGCUAUGGCGGCUGCCCCUGGGUGGACUCAUGAAGGUGCUGUUUGGCAUAGCCUCAUUCCUGCAUGAGAUCUCAAGCUUUCAUGCCACCAUGAUUCUGAUAGACUACAGUGACCCAUCUUUUAGCAUCAUAUUCCCCACCAUGUGGCAGCAUUUCACCAUGUUCACUGUCUUCAUCUUGAGUGGACUCGUGGAUCUUGUGAGCCAGGUUUGCAUGGCCAAGAGACGGCAGGGCCUGGAGGUGGGGGCCCAGGUCCUGGCAAUACUUGUGCUGGUCCCACUGAUGUGCUGUCACCUCUGGCAUAUGGUAGGGCUGGAGAAACAAAGUCAUAUUUUCCUCCUGUUUUCCAUCUCCCUGCUUGCCUUGGCAACGACCUUAGAGCUCUGGAUUCCCAACCAACCCCAGCUUUGGCUAAUCAAGACCUGGCUUUUACUGGUGACUGGGACAUGGUUGAUGCAUAUGGCCUUCAUACUCUUCCACCCACUCACUGCCCAUGCAUGGCAUUACUAUACCAAUGAAAACAUCAUGUUCCUCACCACGUUCUUCUGCUGGCACCUAGUAGCAGAUGCCUUGAUUCUGGGGGUCAUCUAUACCUUCUCGGCCCUCUGGCACCAGUACUGUGGCCCGGCCCCAGACUUAGGUGGGAAUGAUGAGGCUAAGUAUCACUUGUGCCUUCCUGAAUCUCCAGAUGAAGAGUUACAAGAGGCAGAGUUGGAAGGUCACAUCCCAAAUACCCUCUUUUUGCAGAGCCCACCUUAA
Trichosurus vulpecula (common brushtail) is the source of this 897-nucleotide messenger RNA. It is a transcript of the gene TEDDM1, whose product is annotated as transmembrane epididymal protein 1. The record is from RefSeq and is a predicted model, not a curated record. The transcript has a single exon. Lineage: Eukaryota; Metazoa; Chordata; Mammalia; Diprotodontia; Phalangeridae. Bases 1 to 897 code for a protein of 298 amino acids.